Messenger RNA from Saccostrea echinata, 3263 nucleotides. RefSeq names its product cell adhesion molecule 2-like. NCBI's taxonomy places the organism in Eukaryota, Metazoa, Mollusca, Bivalvia, Ostreida, Ostreidae. The record is from RefSeq and is a predicted model, not a curated record. The transcript is spliced from 9 exons. Gene Ontology annotation, biological process: cell-cell adhesion. The coding region runs from base 105 to 1706 and encodes 533 amino acids. Gene Ontology annotation, molecular function: cell adhesion molecule binding. Gene Ontology annotation, cellular component: cell-cell junction.
CGGGAUCUGGGAAGUGACUCAAUAUGGCAGUCGUUGUUUGAAAACAUUCUAAUAUUACAUGACUUUCUUGUGCAAAGGAUUGAGUAAUAAGCUGUAUUAAUAUAAUGAAAAACAUGGAUUUAUUUCGAAGUUUAUCAUUUAUUUUAUUUUUAUCAGUUAUUAAUUAUCAAGGUAGUAUUGCUGGAACAGUCUCAACAGCAGGCUCUCUCACAGCCACCAUUGGAGGUUCUGUUGACUUCACUUGUACAUAUACACUAGAAUCUGGUGAUACAGUCUAUCCAGGCUUAAUUUCUUGGCAAGCUAAAACAGGACAAGGAGAUGAUGGGUUUUCAAAUAUAGCCACUUUUUCUCCUCCUGGACAAGGUUCCAAUUCCUUUGCAAACCCUGAUUAUAAGAAUCGAUCUGAACUAUUCAAUGUUACAGCUAGUGGAGCUAAUUCUUAUGAUGCUGUGAUGAGAUUAAAUGAAGUGAUGUGCUUAGAUGAGAAGCACUACAGAUGCCAGGUCUUUUUUGCUACUGCUGCAGGUCCAUCAUCUAAGACAAAAGAAACAUCUCUCACAGUUAGGGCUCCUGCUGAGCAGCCCUAUGACAUUCCAGUUCCUGUACCAGACAAUAUAGAAGAGAACAUAGAAGUAACAUUUUCCUGUACAGCCAACGUUGGGAAGCCACCAGGACAAAUCAAAUGGUGGCGCUACAGGAAAGGAAUAACUGCACCACAAGAAAUGUCUACAGGGGUAUCUGCCAACACCCCACAAGUUCAGGAAGCUGUUUGCAUAUACAAUGUGACCAGCACGAUAACAUACACUAUGACUAAAGACGAUGACCAAUCAGUGUGGAGAUGUUUUGUGGACAAUGAACUGUUGACAAUGCCAGACCGAGAUAAACCCAACCAAGAGUCUAAGAGGGUUAAUGUAUUUUUUAAAGUCAAUGUACCCAGAAUAACAAAGGUACCAGACACUGGAGAUAGCUCUCAGUAUUCUGUUGGUUCCUCUGUGACCUUGAUCUGUGAAGCUGAGGGUAAUCCAACUCCCGGGAUCCACACAAAUACGGCUGUUAACAGGUAUCUGUGGACAUUCAGGGCCAGCCCCAAUGACAACACCACAGAAUUAACAUCUAAUAAUGGGACACUGACUCUGACAAAUCUUCAGGAAACUGAUACUGGAACAUAUAUGUGCACUGCAUUUAAUGGAUUCAAUGGGAAAUUCUUUAAUGCAUCUAAAGACUUAAGUUUACAGAUUGUAAAAACCACAACUACCACUACCCCCACCACUACACCUCUUGCCUCUCCUACAGGAUCAACUGGAAGACCCACCCCAGCAACACAGGGAAAAGACGAUGGAGGACUAGGAGCUGGACCAAUAGCUGGUAUCGUCAUUGGUGUCAUCAUUGUUCUUAUCAUCAUUUUUCUGGCUGUAUGGUGCAUCUGCAAAAGACGACAGUCAAAGGAAGACUCUAUUGAUGAACCUCCAGAGAAACCAAUUAGAAACAACCAAGACUUAACAUUUGUGAACAGACCAGAUAUUGUUAACAAUGACAAAAAUUCACCAUUUUAUGCGCAAGAAAAGAAACAGUACAACAAUGACUUACAGUAUGCUGACCUUACGUUUGAUGACAAGCCGAGAAGUCGAAAACCAAUCCAGAUAUAUGACACGAAUGGUCUUAACAGUAAUCCAUAUUCUGACACAGUAAUGAUGCCGAGUGUUUGAAAUCUCUAAAAGUUUAUCUCAGUGCGAUCUGUAUGACAGUAGUGUUAUUGAAAAUUGCUGGAACAUUGUAAUUAGAAUAUCAAAAGUUGAUGAACUGUUCACUGUAGAAUAAGGGUACACCAUACAGUAAGUCUUCUUGAUAUUCAGGAGAAAUCCAAAAAUCCAUGCUCAUAUGUAGUUAGUAUUAAAUUGAUAAAUGGUGAUACAAUAUUUUGGACUUAGUUCACAGUAGUUAUAUCAAAACAAAAAAUUUUUAUCUGGAAAAGAAUUUUACAAGCCAAUUAAAUUUCAGUGAACAUGAACUUCAUGUCAGAGAGUCAGAGAAAUGAUUUUUCUGUUUCAAUUGAAUCCUGUGACAUUUAUGCCAAAGUUCUUCAGUGUAAAGGGUUUAUAUUGGUCUAGACCAAGCAUGAGUGCUAUUCUUGAGUUUGUGUAUCUGUUUUGUUUGUGUCAAUCAUUUGUGUACAUAUGUCAGUCAUUUGAUAUUAUUCUGUGAUAGAAUCACAGCCAUUGUUUAUGUUGCAAUAAUUCCUUUUCUCUUGGUAUGACUGUAUGUCAGGUUUUGUGAGGCUUUGUAUAUCAAUGGUUGUGAGGAUGAUUUUCUUUUAAACUUUUGCCAACAUGCAUAUAUAAAAAAUUUGCAGAAAUUCCAUCCACAUGAAUAAUGGGAUCAAAUAUUUUUUUAAUUUUUUUUUUUAUAUUUUUGAAAUCAUUCCAUAUUUUUAGUGAGCAAUUUCAAGAAGUUUGAUAAAAUUUCAAAUCCAGUCUUUUUGCACCUUUUUGAUUGAGAUCUGACAUUGAGAGGUAGUGUGAGAUACUGAGUUCUCCCGUACAGAAGGUUUGAAAGCAAUUUGACAUUGAGGUAUAGUGUGUCUCCCACGAAAGGUUGUAUGUAGAUAAUACGUAUUGUUUUAUAUUUUAGAUCAAAAUUAUAAAGAUUUUAUUUAUAUUCAAAUAAGUUGAAGCUCUCCAUUACAAGGACAAAUUAAUCAGUCUUUUAAUUGUAAGAUAGCUGUAUAUAAAGUGUUUUUCUCUGUAAAUCCAAACUGUCAUGUUGAUAUUCUGUUUUCUGUCAUCAGACCACUAAGUGGCCUGUUUUUUGUUUCCAUCAUUGAGCAGAUUCUAAUAAGAAAUCAUGAUUGACAAUGUUUAUCAGUAUAUCUGUAUGUUUUUUUCUCUCUGAAAGAAUGUUGAUAUAAUCAUGCACUAAAUAGGUUUGAAAAUAAUUGACUUGUAUUCUUUGAAUUACUUUUACUAAUUACAAAAAGUCACUGCGUGAUAAUCAAGUGAACAUUAUAGAAAAAUAUUAAGAGGACACACAAUAAUUGUUUUGUAACAAAAUUAACAUUUUCACUUUUCAAUGUUCUUACAUGUAACGAGUAUGAUGUAUGUUUAUUUAAGGCUUUUCCCUUAGAAUUAGCUAUUCUAUGCACAAUAUACUGCAAAGAAAAUGAAAUUGUAUCAUUAUUUGAAAACCAUUAUAUUUAUAAUCAUUUAAAUAUAUUGUACAGCUGACAUGUAAAAUAUUUUCUUCAUUAAAAUCGAGAAACACUGAAA